Messenger RNA from Letharia lupina, 540 nucleotides. RefSeq lists its product as uncharacterized. The record is from RefSeq and is a predicted model, not a curated record. Bases 1 to 540 code for a protein of 179 amino acids. The transcript has a single exon. Lineage: Eukaryota; Fungi; Ascomycota; Lecanoromycetes; Lecanorales; Parmeliaceae.
AUGCUUCUCCAUCUCAAAUACUUGGGCCUUGCCCUCUUCUCCUCCUCAGCUCUCGCCGCGACCAUCCCGCAGGGCACAACUCUAAUCAAUUCAGCGAGCCUUCCCCACACGAACACCAGCCUCAACGGGACCUCCAACAGCGCCUUCGUCUGCACCCGACGCGGCGCUCAGGCGCGCACCGAGCCCAGUUUCUCCCACUGCGCCGGCGUCCUCCGCGCCCUGCCUCUGAACCCGAUCAUCGGUACCUUCUACAACAGCGGCGCCGGCGAUUUCCAACUCCCCUACUUCGAAACAUACAAGACUUGUCAGGUGUUGCUGGAGCUGCCCAGGGCGUCUGCCAAAGUGCGGAGCAGCUGGCUGGCGGUUCAACUGGCGGCGCUGGAGUUGAAUACGGCGUGUGAGGACGUCAGGGCGGCGCCUGGGUUAGGAGGUGCAUACACCUAUGUUGAUAACUCGAACCUUAUGAAGAUUACUUUAAAGGGGGCAGGGGCACCGGUUGGGGACGGGGACGACGGGACGGAUGCGAAUGAGACUUCUUGA